UCAUACUGUCACAUUCACAUUCACAUUCACGCUCACUCUCACUUUCACUCACUCUCAAAAUGCUUUGCUAAUAUUGUAGAAGACGAAGAAUUGCUCCACUUAAUAAACUAAACCAAUAAAAUGAGUUAUUAGUAUUAGUAUUACAGUGUCUCCACCUCUCUCGCACUUUCCUCGGUUUACCUAUUUGUUUUUUCUCAACAAUAAUAUAUACUAUGUAGUAUUAGUAUAUACCCUUUUUUUUUUUUUUUUUAUGAAAUCAAAAAUCAGGGUUUUGCUGCUACUUGAUAUUUUAAUAUAUAGCGAGUCGGUUCUUCCUGUCCAUGUGUUACAUUUUUCUUGGAUGGCGCUUCUGCUUCAAGCUCGAAACCUCGUCGUUUUCUUCUUCUUCUGAUCUCCUGUGGGCUUUUGCUGCUUUCUUUUCUUUCACUCUGUUCGAGAUAUAAAAGAAACCAAAACAAAACCAAUGCAUAUGCACCCGCCAUUUCUGCUUCUACCUCUCAUUUCUUUCAACUUUCCCGCUCUCUAAAAGGGUAUAUUAAUUGUGUUGAAUCGUUUUCUCAUUUUCUGGAAAAAAAGUAUGAAUACCAGAGUGCGCACCACUCUUCAGGCAAUGAAAGCUCCUUUGAAUCUUGAUAAAGAGAAGAUGGAGACUCAAGGGAGCAGAGUAAUGGCUGCCGGGAAACCUGUGACCAAUCGACGAAGAUCAAACAGAGAAAGGAAAAUGGCCUUACUUCAAGAUGUUGAUAAGCUAAAAAAGAAGCUCAGACAUGAAGAGAAUGUCCACAGAGCACUGGAGAGGGCGUUUACUAGACCAUUAGGAGCACUACCUCGUCUUCCUCCUUAUCUUCCUCCAUAUACAUUAGAGCUUCUUGCUGAAGUAGCUGUUUUAGAAGAGGAGGUUGUUCGACUAGAAGAGCAAGUUGUGAAUUUUAGACAAGGUCUUUAUCAGGAAGCUGUCUACACAUCCUCCAAGAGGAAUGCAGAGAAUUCGAGUGAGAUUGACCAUAACUCGAUUAGAAGCUCCAAACAUCAGCGAUCAAAGUCCUUGCCCCAAAAUGAGCUCAAUUCAGCAACAUCCAUGCCCAGGCCUCUACCUUCUCUUGCCAGAAGUACUUCAAGUAGAAAGCUCUUGUUCUCCGAUGCCACCCCUGAUCGAACCGCUAAUUGUUCCAGUAGGCUAGUGGUUGGGAAACAAUCUCCUAAGAAACCCAAUUCCUCUCCAUCUUUUCCAGAAGAUGGACGGGGAAAAGAGAAUCGGUUGUGUACUAACUCUGUGAAAGACAAGCCAUCUCCAGAAAAGAAAUAUGCAAAAAUUGCAACCCCGGUGAAGAAACCUCCAAUCAAGCGUGAAUCAGUGGAGAAGUGUGUGGAUAAUUUAAAGUCACAGCUAGAGAGCAGAUUAGUAGACCAGGAAAAAGCACAGGAGAGUUCUUCUGGUUCUUCAGAUGAUAGCCUAUUGGAAGCUGACAGCAGUCCAAACAAAGUAUCUGAGAAUAUUGUAAAGUGCUUGUCUAGCAUUUUCAAGAGAAUCAGCACAGUGAAGGACAAAGUAGUACACUCAGGGACUUCUCAAUCAGUAGCUUCUCAUGCAAGCAACAGAGAAACAGAGUUUGGAGAUCCUUAUGAUAUCUGUUCAGAAUUCAGAAAUAGAGAUAUUGGUCCUUAUAAGCAUCUCUAUGCAAUUGAAGCAAGUUCAAUUGAUCUCAACCGAAAAACAAAUGCUUUGUUUCUUAUCCAAAGACUGAAGUUCCUAUUUGGAAGGCUUGCCACUGUGAACUUAGAGGGUCUUACACAUCAGCAGAAGCUUGCUUUCUGGAUAAAUAUUUACAAUUCCUGCAUGAUGAAUGCAAUUCUUGAGCAUGGGAUACCUGAGAUGCCUGAAAUGGUUGUAGCACUAAUGCAAAAGGCGACAAUAGUGGUGGGUGGACACUUGCUGAAUGCAAUUACAAUUGAACAUUUCAUCUUGAGACUGCCCUAUCACUUGAAAUUUACAUGUGCAAAAGCUGCAAAAAAUGAUGAGAUGAAAGCACGCAGUAUAUUUGGGUUGGAGUGGUCUGAACCCUUGGUUACAUUUGCACUCUCCUGUGGUAGCUGGUCUUCCCCUGCCGUGAGGGUUUACUCAUCUUCCGGGGUUGAAGAAGAGUUGGAAAUUGCAAAGAGAGAGUAUUUGCAGGCAGCAGUUGGGAUUAGUGAAACAAACAAAUUAAGGGUCCCCAAGCUAUUAGAUUGGUAUCUACUUGACUUUGCUAAGGACUUGGAAUCAUUGCUGGAUUGGGUCUGUCUACAACUACCCAAUGAACUACGUAAUGAAGCAGUAAAAUGCCUUGAGAGAAAGAGAAGUGAACCCCUUUCACAGUCAGUGCAAGUAAUGCCAUAUGAUUUCAGUUUCAGGUUGCUUUUACACAGAUGAGGCUUUUUUACUUUUUUUUUUUUUUUUGGUGGAUUUCGUAGUCUGUCUAGUUUUUUACUUUGGAUGUGGUGGGGUUAUAUGAGUAUAUAUACUUAUACAAACAAGUGCAAGUACGUACAUACCUAAUCUAGCAUUUGUGUGGGAGGGGAAUGAGUUUAAGGUGGGUGAUUGGUUCAUUAUUUGGGGAAGAGUUAUAUGAAAGAUGGUGAAUUCUUUAAUUCA
Messenger RNA from Quercus lobata, 2632 nucleotides. RefSeq names its product ternary complex factor MIP1 leucine-zipper protein (Protein of unknown function, DUF547). The record is from RefSeq and is a predicted model, not a curated record. The coding region runs from base 578 to 2410 and encodes 610 amino acids. NCBI's taxonomy places the organism in Eukaryota, Viridiplantae, Streptophyta, Magnoliopsida, Fagales, Fagaceae. The transcript has 11 exons.